This is a messenger RNA of Aspergillus uvarum CBS 121591, 891 nucleotides long. RefSeq names its product B3/B4 domain-containing protein. The transcript has a single exon. Gene Ontology annotation, molecular function: phenylalanine-tRNA ligase activity; RNA binding. NCBI's taxonomy places the organism in Eukaryota, Fungi, Ascomycota, Eurotiomycetes, Eurotiales, Aspergillaceae. The record is from RefSeq and is a predicted model, not a curated record. Bases 68 to 796 code for a protein of 242 amino acids.
GCACUUUGUUCUUCUCUGUAUCCGAGUACAUAUACUUCCAAGACUUUCAUUCUUGACAAUCCUCACAAUGAGCACCACACAAGCCGCCCAAACCCUACUCAAAGCCGCGCGCGUCGACCCGGCCAUCUUUCAGCUCCGGCCCGACUACCGCGCCCUCCUAAUGGUGGUCGAGAACAUCCCCCAGGGCCCCAGCGACCAGACCAGCAAAAGUCUCCUCCAACAAGCCCAAACUCGUGUCAAGGAACUAUUAGCCAACAAGCCCGUGACCGAGCUGCCGCACAUCGCCGCCUGGCGUGAGACCUACAAAGCCUUCGGCGCCAAACCCCAGAAGACCCGGAACAGCCUGGAAGCCCUAACCCGGCGUGUCGAGGCGGGCUUACCACGAGUCAACCGUCUGACGGACAUCUACAACGCCAUCUCGAUCAAGCACCAGCUGCCUUUUGGAGGCGAGGAUCUCGACAAGUACGACGGCGCGCCGUUCUUGAUCCGUGCGACGGGCACGGAGCCAUUUCAGACCUUCUCCGGUGGAGAGCCGCAGACUGAGCUGGCGGCGCCGGGGGAGCCGAUCUGGUGCGACAGCACGGGGAUCACCUGUCGGCGGUGGAAUUGGCGGCAGGGCCCGCGGACGGCAUUGACGGAUGAGACGACCCGAGUGUUGUUUAUUAUUGAUGCUCUGGGAGAGGUGGUCUCGGAUGCAGCGUUGCAAAGGGCAGCCGAUGAGUUGGCGGAGACGUUGAAGGGGCUUUCGCCGGAGGUGCAGGUGGCUUGUCGGGUUAUUAGUGCAUCAUCGAACUGAGCUUGGAGCUGAAGUUUCGUUUGUUUGGGUUUGGAACUGUUUUGAGAAGAAUGAACUGUACAUAAAAGAACGUUCACACAUAAACAUGAAAGAGG